CGCGCCGCUGGUUGUUACGCGGUUGUGGUACGUUUUGUCGUGCGGAAAUGUGAGUUUCGCGUCGAGAACGAGAAAAUCGACACUGACUAGCGUGCGUCGUUAGUCAAGGAGGAGGAAACCGUGCCGGUCGCUCGAAUUCGCCGAAGGUUUCUGUCAAGAUAAACACGAAAUAGGAUGACACUCGUGGUUUGAACGAACAUCUCGAUCUCGUGCGUGCAGCCUGCCAGUCGCGACAUGGCGGGUUUUCGAGACGAGGAUAAGGCUCUGUUUCCUAUACAGAGCAUCUCCUCCAUCGUGCAGAUCUUCCAGAACCAACUGGAAAACAGCUCGGAGCCGGAUCUCGCUUUGCUUUCGAUCCUCGUCGGCGCGGUCGAGAAUUCCCUAACCUGCAACAGAACAUUUGCGUCGCAGGAGACCACUGUUUACGACGAGCCGAAACUACCGGCGGUCGAGUUUCACAUCGCUGAGGCGCUUUACACGAAGUUCCACGCUGUGAUCAAGGGAGCGGUAGAUCUCACGGUUUACGACACCAAAUACGCGACCAGAGAACUCGUGAAAAAGGUCUCAGACGUGAUAUGGAAUUCUCUCACUCGAAGCUACUAUAAGGAUCGUGCGCAUUUGCAAAGCCUCUAUAGCUACCUCACAGCGAAUAAACUGGAUUGUUUUGGGGUCGCCUUUGCCGUUGUCGCCGGUUGUCAGGUCUUGGGAUUUAAAGAUGUGCAUCUGGCUAUGUCGGAGGACCAUGCCUGGGUGGUCUAUGGAGAGGAUGGUACAGAAACGGCGGAAGUCACAUGGCACGGAAAGGGAAACGAGGACAAGCGUGGCCAACCAGUUGAGCCAGGUGUGGCUUCACGGUCGUGGUUGUAUGUGAAUGGACAGGCCGUUGUAUGUUCCAGGGCUAUGGAAGUGGCUACCAUAGUAUCUGCUAUAAAUCCUAGUUUAAGUGCAACUGCUGAUGCAGCUGAGGUGGCAUUGCUCCAGCAGGAACUGUUGUGGUUGUUAUAUGAUUUAGGUCAUUUGGCCAAAUAUCCUAUGGCUCUGGGUAAUCUAGGAGAUCUCGAGGAGGCUGCGCCUACUCCAGGUAGACCUCCAGCCAUAGACCUAUUUCAGGAAGCCAUACGAACGGCCAGGAAGUAUUACGGGAAUGCCCAUGUAUAUCCUUAUACUUACCAAGGUGGUUAUUUGUACAGACACGGACUCCACGCUAAUGCGUUGGCGUCGUGGGCAGACGCAGCGGAUGUUUUAAGAAAGUACGAUUAUUCGAGAGACGACGGAGAAAUAUAUAAAGAGUUGCUCGAAAUAGCCAACGAGCUAAUACCUCAUACGGUGCGAGCAGACGAACGUCUGUUACGACAACCCCGAUGUUUCGCGUACCUUCUGAGGUUUUACGACGGCAUCUGUCAAUGGGAAGAGGGCGCGAAUACACCGGUUCUGCACAUAGGAUGGGCUCGACCGUUAGUGAACACCAUCUCGAAGUUCGACGCCGGUAUUCGCGCCCAGGUUAUCAUAGAGUGUUAUGAUGUGGAGACCAAACAAGAGGAGGAGAGAGCGCAGAAGAGGGAGACCAGUCCGGAAGAAACGUUGAACAACAACAACAACAAUUAUUGUAAGACGAAGGAGAGGGGGAACGCGGCACGCGAUUUGAUCAAAAGCUUAGAGUCGAAAGUACCUUCUAAUCCAGCGCCAAUGCAUCCUAGUAUUCAAGCCUUGACCGCUGCGUGCAGCGAGAAAAUACUUAACAGAGAUUACCUCUUGCAAGGUGGUGGAGAACCGUUCGUCGCUCCGCCGGACGACGCUCUGCCGCCUGCACCUUCCACUUCUCAGGAGAACCUCGAUCCCGAGGUAGAGACUGAUUCCGAGAACGAGAGGCCAAGGAUAACGUUGUACAGUCAGAAGAUGAAGGGUCUGAAAGACCUGCUGCUGGCCGAAAAGCUGAACACGCACGCGAUUUCGUUGCAGCUAACCGCACAGAGUCAGGUACAAAUCGGUAAGAAGUCGCGCGGCACCGACGACGUUGGAGUCAGUCAACGUCCUAAGAGGACACGUCGGGAAUAGUAUAAGACCAUCGAUCGCCGUUUCGGUAUCGUGAAGUAUUGAAACAGUGCCACUAGAUUUAUUUCUAUCGGUGGGAAAGAUCGGUGGCGCAAACGUACGGAAUGGUUUCCGUACGUCGUUAGAAUAGUGGUUCUUAACCGACGUGCCGCGAAUGUUUGGCAAUUGAUUAGAAGAAGCAUGAUUUAGAAGACUAUUCUCGAUCCAUCACGGCUCGUGGCCCGUUGAAAACCUGACACAAGUACUAACUAUGGAUAAUUACCGUGAGUAUUUUAAAAAUUGUUGGAAGUGAAGCUUCGAUUAAUUUACCUCGUUUAUUAGCUAAUUGUGUAAAUAUGUAACUGGUUGCCGCUGACGUAAUUUUACGUCAUUUUAUAGUUAUGGAGGGUGCGAUAACCAGUUAUGGACUUUUACAAUGAAUUUUCUUGCCGUAAAUUGAAUUUUCAUUUUUCAUCAUUUUUACGGUUGUUAUUGUAAUCCACCCUUGAUUUAGACCAGUGCUAGGAUUUAGUUUUCACUAAACUCUGCCACGGGCCUGGAAAGAUUAAAAAUCUUCUAAGCUGUGCCAUGAGCUUAAAAGGUUAAGAACCAUUGCGUUAGAAUCUCAGUCUUCGCUCACGGUUUCUUUCUGUUCGAGUGAAUUUCCCGAUCCAAGCUUCUUGCGGUACGAUCGCAGGAAGAUGGACGAUGGUGAUGAAUUUUGUGCCGUUUCGUUUUCAACCCCGUUUGUCGUACACGUCUAUCGUGUUUCACGACGAUUCGAUCGCUCGAAUCGUUAACGCGAAUCGUCGCGAAACAUGUUCGCGUGAACACACGGGACGCGUUGUCGUUUAGGUACAGGGAUGGGCAAAAUGUAUUUCAAAAAGUAUUCGAAUGACGAACACCUUCAUUUGUAUUCCGUUCGUAAUCAUAACUUUUAACGGAACGGUUGCAUGAGAAUUUUGUAUAAAGUUACAAAUUUAAUUAUUUAUUUAUUUAUUUAUUCGGACAAAAUUAAUAGAUUUAUAAGUCCUGUAUCAAUGUUGUAUAUAUAUACAUAUAUAUAUAUAUAUAUACAUUUAUACAUUUAUGGUUUCGAAUAUUUAUUAAAAUUUAAAGAGUUUCCAUCUAUUCUCGAAAACAGAAAUUUAACGAAACUCUAUACAUAUAAAUUCGUAAAUUUAUUUUUUUUUAUUUAUAAGUAUUCGUAAUUAUUUAUAAAAUCGGUGAGUCUAUCCAGAUCGUGAGAAAGAUUCACGGAAAAAUUCGUACGUUUAUAAAGUGUUUAUUUAUUUAUACAAAUAAGUAAUUAAAUUUGUGAAUUUCUAAAAAUAGAAUUUCGAAAUGUGUAUAUAUUCGUGAAUUUACGAACUGUUUGUAAAUAGUUCAAUUUGUAAAUUUCUUAAAAAGAUUUUAAACAAUUUAUAUUAUUUAAAAUGGAAUUAUUUAUUUGUGAAAAUAUUCGAUAUUAAGCAACAAAAAUGAGUGAAAAAUCACACGAACGAACGUCAACGUUUGAUCACCACAGAAUACACAAUAUUUCAGGAUGUUCGUCAGGGUUGUUCUAAGCGCUGAAUAGAUGGAUUCAGUAUUUUAGAUUGUAUUUCAAUUACAAAAUCGUUGAAAUAUGCUCGUCCCUGUUUAGAUAUAGGUAAAAUAUAUACGAACAAGUUUGUAGAAGAGUACAAAAAAGUUUUCUCGGUUUUAAGUUUAAACGUCGAAAUCGUGAGUGCUUGCGUUUUGGUAUUUUCAAACGAUGAAAAUACAUUUGCGUGUAAACGUCUUCUUUCUUCCACAGUGUGUAGAGAGCUGUGCGAAUUAUUGGGGUGGGUUUUGGGAGGCGGGGGUGGGGAUUAGUGAAAGAAGAGACGACGAUAUGAAUCGAACAAUGUACCUAAUCUAUAAUCUUCGUGGGAGAGAGAGAGAGAGAGAGAGAGCAGGUUUUUUCAGCACAGUUAUUUAUUCUGCGAGUAACGAUUAUCGACGUAAUCGAUCAAAUAUCGAUUCGCGCGUCCUUUAUCCUAUUUCUAAUCUCUUGUUGCACUCUUAUUUAUUGACCCACGUGUUUUUUAUUGAGCUGUCGCACUACAAAUAAUUACGAUUGACAAUUGUUGUCGUUAAUGUUUUUUACACGGUAGUUAAACCUUUUUGUUAGUAAUUUACGCUUUUUACGAAUCUAGUAAAAAAUGGGGAGACCACACAUUCCACUCCGUAUGUGGUGCAAAGUAAUUAAGUUUUUUACCUAAGGUAUUUUAAGCAUAAAAAUGCUCGCUUAUUUUUAUAACUAUUUAUUUUCAGAGUAAUUAUAAGUAUAAUCUAUUUCUAGGACUCAUUCUUUCGCUACUUUAUAUAGAUAGAUAUCAGAAUGAACGUAGGACAGUCCACCAAAAUGGUAGCGAAUCACCGCAGUCUUUGACAAAACUUUUUCGUCUAUCGUGUCACAGUAUGAAACGAGAUCGCAUUAGGAAGCUGGCUAAAAUUCAUUCGCGAAAUGGAUCGAUUUGAAGUUGUACCGCUUAUGUAUCCAAUGUUCCUCGGUGUUUUGCGCGGGCGUCGGUGUAACGAAUGCGUGCAGUAUGAAAAUAGUUUCUUCCUUCCGUGUUAAGUACGCGUUGCGUUAAUCGAGGCCUGUUUAAUUCAGAGAAUUUCUCUAUAAACAAGAACAGAGCUAAUUGAAAGGCCACUAAGUCACGCCUCCGAGGCCAACAAAGGCUCACGAGUGGCUCAAGGGCGCCUCAGUCCCGCCUUCCUUGACCACGCCCACGUUAGUGACCACAGGGUGGGGGUAAUGUCCUCUGCCUUCACUUCGCUCUGUCCUCGGACUAUAGAAAGCCCUCGAACAGGCCUUACCCGAUUCGAAUCCAAGCCAGAGGACUGUCGCUGAUCCUUUUCAUUUCCGUUCGCAAGCUUUUCUCUACGCGUUCGUUUUUUUUUUCGGGUUGUCUAUUUAGUUCUUUCACCCGGUGACAGUAUUUCACGAAAUUGUCGAUACGACUGGAGUUUUAUCGUUGGGUAGAAAACGAUUUUUCUAUCGGGCAGCUGUAACCAUCUCCGUACGGACAGACGUCGGCAAAAUUUUACUUCGAAGAAACAACCUUUUUUCCACUCGUUAUGUCGACGAGCUUUUUUUUUCGAAUAAGAAUUUUGCCCACGUCUCUGCGUAUAAAUUCGUUCGAUCGAAGAGGUGUCUGCCCGAUUCCUUGGUCUUGCGUACUUUUUUGCGAAACAAGAUACCAAUCAUGUACGUAAAUAAAAACGGCAUCCACGCGUGUGCGAUGCCGAAGAGAAAUUAUUCGACGAUGUUUAGACGGGUUGUUGUAGAGUAUGUUGUUGACAGGAAUGAAUAUUAAAAAAGAAAAAAAAUAAUAAUAAUGGUCCGAGCUGAUCGACGAUCACUUGAUAAUGAAGGGCGCUAUCUUACUGUGAUGCUGAAUAUAUACUAUAUAUAUAUAUAUAAAUAUAUAUAUAUAAAAUUAUAUAUAUAUAUAUAUAAUUAUACAAUUAAUAAUCGUAGCGAAUAAACGACGCGGCUCGGCGUCGAUCGGGGAACUCCCAUUUCCGUCGCGACGCGGGAUCCCGUGCGUCGCCGAUGUCCGAUUAUUAUAAUUAAUUAAACGACUAUAGAAAUAAACAAAAAAAAAAAAAUACGGAGAUAUAACGGGAGAGAACAAUGGAAUACGGAAAAUCGGAGGAAAAUGAAAAUUAAGUGGAAAAAAAUUAUCCGUCAGUUCGUGGUCGUUCGCAUAUCAUGACUGGUAUUCUAUUUGAGGUUUUUCCACGAAAAUACCCGACGACCAAUCGAGUUCGAUUGCCCUUCGUCGUGGUUUUUUCGACUGUUGGGAUAUGUGGCACGUUACGGAAUCCGCGGUCAAUUCGUUUCGCAGAAAUUGUCACGUCGCGUUUCCCCCUUCCCCCACUUCGCGUUUAAUCGAAUGUUAACGGCGGGACGGAAUCGCAAAAGAAAAUGAAAAAAAAAAACGAAAAAAAGAAAAAAAGAGGAGGGUGACGCGCACGCGCGUUACGAGUAUACGUAGUCCUCGCUCGUACAGGUACGAGGAAGCUGACCUUUAACCGCAAACGGAAAAUAUAUUUUCCAAACAGGAACGCAAUUUCGUAACUUCUUUGUCGUUUUUCCAACGAUCCUUUGAUUUAACGAGGAACGGGACUAAAAGUGAAGAAAAAAAGACACAAGGGAGACACUGGGGGGAUGAAAGUAACAAAAUUUAGUUCUUAGUAUUUAUUUCGUUUCUAUCUAGGUCGAUUUUCAAAUUAAUAUAUAAAAGAAUAGAUAAAUAUAUUUGCAUGUAAUAUAUCGCACUAAUCAUUAUUCUGUCGAAUGUCAAGGAUAAAUUAUGUUAUAGAGGCCACUCUACCUCUGUUACUUUCAGCCCCGGUCUCCCUUAUUUCUGUCCAUAAUUUCUUUUCUUUUCUUUUCUUUUCUUCUUUUUUUUUAACACGCCGUAUUCAGUAUUUUCUUUCCUUAACAGCUGAAGAUAAAGGAGCGUUUUAAAGACUACAGGGAUUAUUAUGCAUAAUAAUAGGAAUAGUAGGAAAAGAUAUGGUGCAACAGAACAGUAUUUUUGUAUUAGCUAUGGGGCGCAGAGGUGUACUCUCCGAUAUUAAUUAUUAUUCGUAAUGUUCGAGCGUUUAGGGAUCAAAGAAUUUGCAAUAUCCGUUUCGGUGUCACGACGGCGAUCAAUCGCGUGCUCGAAGACAAAGGAACACGAGAUGGAAACGUGGAAACGUCCACGGAACGCGAGCUUCGAGGACUUUCGUUGUUCAGCCGUGACCCAACGCGAUGAGGAGAGAGAAUUCGGGAAAGCUGCGCAGAAACGCAGGAAAGAAUUGAUAUUAAUUGAGGGAGAAACAAUCGACCAGAUUCGAAGCAGGAUUUAGGCAAAAUUGUAUUCCGAGAAGUAUCGGAACGUUUCCAUCUAUCGUCUUAUCGUCUUCGUUCGACUUAGUUUCCGGUAACGUCACUCAGUUUCGAUUCCCGUUUGGAAGAAAGUAAAUAUGGAACGAAAUACUUGUACACAUGCUGCAUUAAAACGUUCGAGAUCGUUAACUCGAGCUGAGAGUCUCACGGAGAAGAAUUUGAACUAAUUAUCGAUUACUCGAACAAUGCCAAACUUUGCAAUUGGAGAUAGUCUAGAAAUGGGUCUCGAACGUGUUAACCUCCGUCUCUGUUCGGUUUUUCACGCGCCUCCCCAAGGAACGAAACCGAACGUCAACGUUCUUCUUCUUGGUAGCGGUUCGAUGAACUUCUUCCCUGUCUUUCGCUCCACGGACCUCGACACCCUCACGAAGUCAUAGGUUUUCAGCGGCUCGUCAAAGGCGCGCGCUUGAUUCGAUAAUAGCCCUGGAGUAGGGCUGGGAUUGCGAAUUUCGACGAAUCAUUACCGUCAAUUCAGUCAUGAUCAGAAGUAAAAAGGAGAGCACGAGAAAUACGAUACGACUCGAAUACUUAUCCGAAUGGUCCCAGCCGUACUCCGUAGGUUAUUCGAGUGCAGCUUUUCCGCAAAAAUUGCUCCUUGACGCGAAGUAACUUCAUUCACCUCCGUAAAGCGACGCGACUCGCUUUCCGUGCCAUAUAACGAGGUCGCCCCGCGACUCUGUAUUUCCUUUGCAUUCAGCUGUUCAGCUGAAAAAUACGCGUUUCGUAUUUCUCUUGUACUCUUAGCGUACGAAAGAAUGUUUAGUCGCGUGCAAAACACGUCAAGCUUGUCGGCAUUAGACGCAGGACAGUAGAGGCGAUAAGGGAAAAAGUCGUUCGACUCUUUGCAACUUCUAACGCAGUUAAUUACUUUCGGUGACACCUUACGAAUUUUUUUGGGGGGAAGGGAAAAAUUACUAUAGAGCAGUGUUUCUCAAACUAGGUCGGUGAUCACGCUGAUAGUAUUCCCAAUUAUCGAAACAUUUUUUGACAAUCGUCCCUUCGUAUUGAAACGAUAAAAAGAAUCUUGAUUUGCCCUCGGUAGAUGUUAAGAAAAAUGAAAUCGUAUGAAUAUUUAUAAAAUUCUAUAGGGUCCUCUCGUUCCUUAUUAAAAUUUAAGCAUUUCUACUCAAAUUUAAAAUUGAAUUUAUAUGAUAGAGUCUGUUUAUAUAGAAAUUAAUAUGAAAAUAAAUUAAAAUGAAUAAAAAAUGAAUCCAUUUUUGAAAAUAAUUAAUAGUUCAUUGAUUGAAUUGUCACAUGGCUUUAUAUGUAUAUUGAUUCAUGUUUCAUGCCAUUAUAAAUUAUUAUACAUUAGAGGAUAUAGCUUGUCGAAACUAUAAUUAUGUAACGUAAUAUGAAACCAUUUAAAAUUAAGAUAAUGAUUGGCAUGAUAGUUCGUUUGUAAAAAAAAUAUAUAUAUAUAUGUGUGUGUAUUCAACAUAAUUGUAAUCUUGGCAAGCUAUAUUAUAGUACAUUAAUAUAAAUAAUAUAUUAUAGUAUAUUUUUAUAAGCAAGCUAUCAUUCCAACUAUUAUUUCAAUUUAAAUGGUUUUAUAUUUUUACGUUAUAUAAUUAUAGUCGUGACAAACGAUACCACAACUGUAGUACAUUAUUAUAAAUUAUAAUAUAGCUUGUCAGGGCUAUAAUUAUGUCAGAUACCAUUGAAAUUAAAUUGAAACUUGUUUAGACAGUAGUUUUUUGAAAUAUAUUGAAAUAAUAAUUUAAUCAUUCAACAAUUGCUUGUUAUUUCGUCCUUUGCUCUAUGACGAUGUAGAUUGAAAAUUCAACAGAAAAAUAUUAAUUGGUUUUAUUCUCCUAAGGAGUAACGAAUAUCGAAUUUUCAAUCUACGUCAUGCGAAAUAAUAACAUAAUCUACUCUGGAGGAUUCGAAAUAAAUUUUCAAUUAUCGAGGGUGUCCAGGCAGGUGAGUUUGAGAAACGCUGCCUUAGAGAACGGGAGAACCGUUAAGGGUUCGAUAAUUUUACUGGUACACGUGUUAUGAAUCUCUACGAGUGUCAUCUUCACGUGUUCAUUAUCUACAUCGUAUUCUUUCUCGAUAAAUAGACUGCGGAUUUUAUGCAUUCACGAUGUAUGUUAAUAUGGAAAAGAAAAUUAACCGUACACCCUAAACGCAUGAUAUUCGCAGUUAAUCGAUAACAGAUGGUAGCUGUCGAUCCAUGUAUAGAAUUCUAUUUCCUCGAGCUAAUCGCUCGUCGCUGAAUCUCUUUGAUCGAGGUCUAUCUUCCACAGGGCAUAUAUAUAAAUAUAUUUCAUUCAAACGCGUAACGAAUGUUACGUUGCUGAAUUAAACUUAAGUCGAAAACAUACGAACACGUUAAACGCUAACCACAUUCGGUAUUGCAUACCUUCUCAUGUACUUAAGGAGCGAACGAACUGAUGAAUGUCAGAGAUGGGCAAACUUUCAUUCCGAAUAAUCCACAACGAAUAAAACCAACAACGUCCAGCCAUUUCGUUCGCGACGUUUUAUUCAAUUAAAUGGGUAAUUAAUGCAGUGUAAAAUAUUUCAUUCGAAAUUGUUUAUCGAGAAAACUUUGCCCAUUUCUGGAUGGAAGAAAUGAUUCGCGGCUCUGUUUACUGGCCACGGAACACCGAAGAAGCGAAAAUAGUCGCUUCGGAAGUGAGACUAUCGUUGCAUACAUUCGUGGUGUUAGUAUUGUGUGAGAGCAGUCCCAGAUUUUUUUCGUUAUAAUGGGUAUUCCGAUAUAUAUAUAUAUAGAUAUAUAUAGAUAUACAAAUACAGAAUCUGUUACGCGCUAUUGACAAAAAAUGAAUGGAUAAAACGGCGGAUUAACGUAAAAGAAUUUGUCUGUAAAAUAACGUGGUCGAAUACUCUUGUAUUGCUCACCUCGACGUUCUGACAUGAUACACGAAUGCGCGUUUCCGUUGGUCUCGAACAGGAAAGGGUGUAAUCACAGCUAUUGUUAAACCAGACACACAGAACAGUGAGUCUUCAGGCGUCAUGGAAAUGUCUUGUUUUUUUUCUGUGGAUUACAAUAAACUAUUUUAUUCUAAC
This is a messenger RNA of Hylaeus volcanicus, 9997 nucleotides long. It is a transcript of the gene Mnn1, whose product is annotated as menin. The transcript is spliced from 4 exons. Gene Ontology annotation, biological process: regulation of transcription by RNA polymerase II; negative regulation of cell population proliferation; negative regulation of cell cycle. The record is from RefSeq and is a predicted model, not a curated record. Gene Ontology annotation, molecular function: chromatin binding; transcription cis-regulatory region binding; Y-form DNA binding. Bases 235 to 2055 code for a protein of 606 amino acids. Lineage: Eukaryota; Metazoa; Arthropoda; Insecta; Hymenoptera; Colletidae. Gene Ontology annotation, cellular component: chromatin; nucleus; histone methyltransferase complex.